Brassica rapa (field mustard) is the source of this 4690-nucleotide messenger RNA. Its product is annotated as inositol oxygenase 5. Gene Ontology annotation, cellular component: cytoplasm. Gene Ontology annotation, biological process: inositol catabolic process. Gene Ontology annotation, molecular function: iron ion binding; inositol oxygenase activity. Lineage: Eukaryota; Viridiplantae; Streptophyta; Magnoliopsida; Brassicales; Brassicaceae. The record is from RefSeq and is a predicted model, not a curated record.
AGAAAUGAAACAUCAUUUAUGAAAAAAAUUAAACACAAUGAACUUACUUUCUUUUUUUUUUGGAACUCACACAAUGAGCUUACUUAUUGAUUUUUUUUUCUUUGCUAAGAAUAUUAAUACGAUAUGCAUAAUAUGCUCAAUUUUCACUAUUAUGGGACAUGUCCAAAAUCUAUAAUAUUAUUUCAAAAGUUCCAAGAAAACUAUACGUAAACGUAUAAAUAGAAAAAUAUACAGAUGUUAUCAAAUAGAGAAAACUACAAAUAUCACAAUGAAAAAUUAAAUAUAUUAAAUUCUUUUAUAAAAUAAAUAAAUUAAUUUAUUAUAAAAAUAUUAAGAAUUGUGAAAACUAAGAAUAUGAUGGAAUAUUCUUCUUUACUAAUUUAGAAAACAUAUAUAUGGGUGCGUGUAUAUGCUGAUUGUAUAUUUGUAUCUGACACAUUGCCAAAUCCUUAUAAGGAAGAGGAUAUAAAUAUGUCAAAAAAUUAAUUUCAGUUCAAUUUUUAUAUUUUGGAAAUUAGGAUUUUAUUUUUACCAUAUAACGUUGGGUAUAUUCUUAUUUGAUGGACAGAUCACAGCGUAUUAAAAUAUCAUAAUGGUUUAAUUAGGUAUGAAUGUUAACAAAUACUAUUUUGUUUUGACAUGUCAUAUUUAUGUUGGUCAGAUUUUUUAUUUAAAAGUAUUUAUGGAUUUUGUCUUUUUGAGGGGAGGAUAAAUCUUGGUUGCUAAAUAAUCAACGGUCAACUAAGACUUGGAUUUCUCUCUAAAUAUAGAGGAAAGUACUUAUCCUCUCCAGAUCCAUCACCAUUACAAAUAAUCUUCUGUGUCUCCAUCAAAUCACACCUCUACCUAGAAAUUAAUCCUCUCUAUCUUUUAGUUUUCAAUUAAUCUUUUACUUCUUUUUUUUUUUCUGAAGAUGAUUAUCCCUCUCGAAAACCCUGUUUUGGUGCAUGAAGAUUUUGGGAAACAAAAGAAGACCGAAGAGUUACAACUGGACAACAUAAUUCCAACGUCGAAGACAUCAUCGGACGAUGAUGUGUUUUUGGCCCCUGAGGUGAACGCAUUUGGUCGUCAGUUCAGAGACUACGCGGAUGCGAACAACGAGAGGCAGAAGAGCGUCGAGGAGUUCUACAAAACACAGCACACUAACCAAAGUUUAGACUUUGUAAAGAAAAUGAGGCACGAGUAUGGAAAACUGGACAAGAUGGUGAUGAACAUUUGGGAAUGUUGUGAACUUCUUAACGAAGUGGUGGACGAGAGUGAUCCUGAUCUUGAUGAACCACAAAUUCAGCAUUUGCUUCAAUCGGCUGAAGCAAUCCGUAAAGACUAUCCUGACGAAGAUUGGCUCCAUCUCACUGCCCUUAUCCAUGAUCUUGGGAAGGUUCUUACUCUUCCACAAUUUGGAGGGCUUCCUCAGUGGGCUGUUGUUGGUGACACAUUUCCUGUUGGGUGUGCUUUUGAUGAAUCUAACAUACACCACAAGUAUUUUAUGGAAAACCCUGAUUUUAACAACCCAAAUUAUAAUACCAAAACUGGGAUUUAUUCUGAAGGAUGUGGACUAGAAAAUGUUUUCAUGUCAUGGGGGCAUGAUGAUUACAUGUACCUGGUGGCCAAGGAGAACGGAAGCACUUUGCCAUCCGCGGGAUUGUUUAUCAUCCGAUACCAUUCCUUUUACCCAUUGCACAAGGCUGGAGGUUACACUCACCUUUUGAACGAGGGAGACAAGGAUAAUCUCAAAUGGCUCCAUGUUUUCAACAAGUACGACUUAUACAGCAAGAGCAAAGUUCAGGUAGAUGUUGAGAAGGUUAAGCCAUACUACAUGUCUUUGAUCAAGAAGUAUUUCCCGGAGGAUUUGAGGUGGUGAAACUGCAAUAAGGCGUCCAAGAAGUUUACAUAGAAAAAUAAAAUGUGUCUGAUUAGUAGUCGUUUAAUUAAGCACUGGAAAGCAGUACUGUCCAGUUAAUAAAGUUCUAUUAUUAUUAUUAUUGCGUUGUCAUUAGCUAAUGUAUCCCGCCGUUAUUAGAGAAAAAUGCUAUUAAAACACAGAAUUUUCAGAUUAAAGCCACAAAAUUCUUCAAUUUUUAAAUAUUGACCAUUUUAAUUUUUAUAUUUUGUCGAUUCGGUCAUUCAAGAAAUUUGAAUAGUCAACUCUUAAACUCAUAGAAAAACUAAAACAGCUCUCUAGCAACAUCGACAGCUCUCUAGCGACAUUGUUUUGAAACUGAUUAAAAUUUUAAGUAUACAACAUUGUUUUAGCACUUAAUCCUGUAUAUUUCGCAAAACCAAGAAAAUCUCAAAUAUAAGUAUAAAAAUUUAAGGGUUUUCAAUUUGGGGUUUUCCGGGUUUCACGAGAGAGAAUAGAUAAAUGAUGAUUACUAUGCAAAACAACAUCGUAUAAUUAAGUUUUUAAUCAGUUUUCAAAACGAUGUCAUUAGAAAGUUAACGAAAGUUUAUUUUUUAAUCGAGUCUACUAGUUGAUUACUUGAAUUUUUUAAAUGGCCUAAUCAACAAAAUAUGAAAGUUAAACCGAAAAAUAUUUAAAAGUUGAUUUUUCUGGCUCAAACACGAGUUGAAAAAAAAAUUGGUUUAAUUUGAAAGUUAUAACUAUCUUCUGUCCGUUAUUAUUAUGAAUAAAAAACUAAUAUUAUCUUUCUGUUUAAAAAGUUUCGAGAUUAAAGUGUAUCGUUUUUUUUUCGUUACUUUCUAUAGUGUUUGCUUAUGGAGUUUUAAGAGACGUACAUUAUCAUAAGAAACAUCAAACAUGCUCAAACACAAGCCACCAUCAUCGUCAAGUUUGUCCUCCAAACAUGACCGGUGCAAUCCAUUUGUAGUAGAAGGAACUCCAGAAUUUUCACCACGAUCUCUUCACCACCAACCACCGUCAUAUCAGCUAUUGGCUGCGACAUACGGAACCAUCUCUCUUUUUUCGGGGAUGGACUAAAAGCAGCUCCAACGAAGGUAUACAAAAGGGUAUCUGAAUCAAAAAGAUAAUAAAAAUAAAUGAAAAAAAAUUAAAUCAAAAGUGUGACAACCGAUUCUGUGCACCGAUCUCUUUAGAACCCAUGGCAACUGACACUUGUCACUUUAUAUUGGCUAAUAAUUUUGAAACUAAAAAGUAUUAUUAACAUUUUAUAUUUAAAAUAUUUAUGUGUAGUUAUUGUUUUUGGGGUAUUUUACCACUGGAACUAACAAUUUUAGUAUAGUUUCUUAACUUAAUUUAUUAUAUUGAUGAGAUACUUAGCCGUCUUUUAAUGAGUCGAUUACCAUUUAGGACACUUUUUUAUCUUUUUUAACACUUUAAGACACAAUCCGCUGGAGGGACACUUUCCUUGAAUCUGAGAGCUGUUUUGGACAGAAAUGCCCUUGCUCAGAAGAAACGGAAGAUGCGCUUAUGUUUGGGUAAGUAUAAAUUGUAACUUGUUUUUCUUAUUUCUCUUAAUGUUUCAUUUACUUUUAUUUCAAAUUCUAAAAUAUAUAAAACAAAAAUAAUUAUCACAUUAAAUUAUGUAUAAAAUUCUCUAUCUUUUAACAUCCAUUUUCAUAUAUAUAUACUAAUAUAUAUACAAAAAAAGUAUGGACAUGGAUAUCAUAGUGUGGAUAAUAUAGUUAUAAAUUAAUUUUGGACAUGGACACAAAACCAUAUUUAUUCAUACACUAUUUCAGUUUCUGAUUAAAUAAAUAUAUAAUAACCAUAUAAAAACAUGUUUCUUUUUUCUUAUUAUUUUGAUAUCCAUAUAUAUAUUUUUAUAUUUUAAUGUCUAACUAAAUUGCUAAAUUAUAAUUUAUUGGACAUAUGUUUUAUGGAUGUGGACACAAUAUUUUUUUUUUACAAAAUUCUUUGUUUUGUUUUCUAUUUUUUUAUUUAAAGAUGUAUAUGACCAAAAAAAUUAGUAUAACAAAGUGAUAUAUAUUUGUUAUUUAAUGAUAUAUACUUUUAUUGUUUUAUCUAAUUUUCUAUCUAUAUUUUUUAUAUAUAACUUAUAAGAAUGUAUGGAUAUGGAUUAUAAAAGUGUGAACGUAAGAUAUGUGGACAUGGAUAUAAAUGUGUAAAAGAGAAUAUCUAGACAUAUUAGUAUGACACACAAGUUGUAUCCACAUCAAAGUUUCUGAAAGAGAUCAUGUUAAAUGAUGUCCAUUAUCGAUUUUUUGUGAGCUAGUAGGUGUGGACAUGGAUUAGGAUAUAUUUAUAUGGACAUUGUAAUCAUGAAGAACAUAAUUGCGUAAAACAUGUCUGUGGUGUAUACUUGAAAAUUUUGAUACUAAUUAGAAUACAAAUCUGCACAUUUAAAAAUUGAGGGUGAAAACAAAUACUUACAUAAAUAUAAGGACCAAAUAUGUAAAUUCAUCAUUCUUAUUGCAGAUCUAAUCGAGCUUUCACCCAUGGUGAUACCAAGCUCAAACCACUGCAGCUUCACCUAUAUAAUGGAUGAGACUUCGGAAAUGAGUUGAGCAAGGCGAGGAGUCAACUUGAGCAGCAGAUCUCGUGGUGGCGGAGGAUUUCGACGAGCUCGAACCCCCAUGGCUUCACUGAGCCACCGAGCUUACCGAUGCGAUGUUGAGCUCGAAAUCCAUGUUGAGGCGUUUUCUCUUUCUUUUUUUUUAUCCGUGGAUUCUGUCAUGAUUCGUAAUAAAAAGAUAGAAAAACAGACAAAAAAUAGAGAUAGACAAAGGAAUAAGAAAAAGUUGAGAAGAA